This is a messenger RNA of Ornithodoros turicata, 3373 nucleotides long. RefSeq names its product serrate RNA effector molecule homolog (gene Ars2). The transcript is spliced from 20 exons. Gene Ontology annotation, molecular function: nucleic acid binding. NCBI's taxonomy places the organism in Eukaryota, Metazoa, Arthropoda, Arachnida, Ixodida, Argasidae. The coding region runs from base 93 to 2891 and encodes 932 amino acids. Gene Ontology annotation, cellular component: nuclear body. The record is from RefSeq and is a predicted model, not a curated record. Gene Ontology annotation, biological process: mRNA processing; primary miRNA processing.
UCAUGCGCAGACGCAACUAACCGCUCGCGGUAACUGACGGCGUCAACUGGCUGUGUGUGUUGUUGGGCUUUCUUCGUGUAAUCUGUACAAGAAUGGGUGACAGUGACGAAGAAUACGAUCGAAGAAGGGGAAGAGACAAGUUCCGCAGGGAACGUAGUGAUUACCAAGAAAGACGUGACGACAGAAGCCGUGGCCGAGACGACUGGCCGGAGAGGGACUCAUGGAAUGCUCGUGAGGUCCGAAGCCGUCGUGACUAUCGUGACUACGACGUAGGAAGCCGCAGGCGGGAACGUUACAGCCCGACGAGGCAUGAGUUGAGUCCGCCUGUCAAGCGCAUGCGCAGAGACUGGGAGGACCGGGGAGGCUAUGGAGGAGGAGGAGGAGGCGGAGGGGGCUUUGAGGGGGGCUUUCCCCCUGUGGUGGGAGGGCCUCACCAUGGAGGAGGGCCCUGGGCGGGACCCGGGGGCCCGCAAGACAUGGGCCACGUGCCCCACGGAGGCUAUGGAGGCCACGGGGCUGCGGCCAUGGCUGGGGGUCCCAGCAGAUUCAGGGAUCCGGAGCAGGGACUGACGCAGCCGCCCAUGAUGACCUUCAAACAGUUCCUGAGCUCACAGGAUGACACCAUCGACGACCAAGAAGCUGUCCGAAAGUACAACGAGUACAAGAUGGAUUUCCGCCGGCAGCAACUCAACGAGUUCUUUGUCAACCACAAAGAAGAAGAAUGGUUCAAAUCCAAGUACCACCCUGAAGAAUGCGGCAAGCGCAAGGCCGAGCAGGCUGCUGGCCUAAGCAGGCGCCUUGACGUCUUCCUCAGGCUCCAAGAGGCUGGUUGGAUUGAUGCUGUGAGCAUCGACGUGGAGAAAUCUGACAAAAUAGUGCGGCUUCUUGAUGCAGUGGUGAUAUUGCUGGAGGGUGGGACAGAGUUUGACUUGCAAGUCCUGGAUGAGCCUUGUACAGAAGAGAAGCCCAAAGACUCGGACCAAUUCCCUCCAACAGGGCCAAAGGAGGAAGGUCUGCCAGCCGUGAAAUCGGUGGAGUCCGAGAAUGAAGGGACUGCUGCAUCGCCUCAGCGUUCCGAAGGAACCAAUCAUGAUGAUGAAAAUGCGAAGGGUGAAGAUGGAGAAGGGGAAGGAGGAAGUAAGGACAAGGAAAAGCGACAGAGGAAAUACAGUUACAGUGAGGACAACAGCAGUUCGAGUUCGAGCAGCGACAGUUCAGACGAUGACGACGACCCGGACUCUGGGGUUCCCGGUGAGGAAAGCGGCAGUGAAACAAAGAGCAAAAAGAAGAAGAAGAAGAAAGUUCCUGCAAAAGAAGAAGAGGACAAAGCGGAAGAAGAGAGUGUGAAGAAAGGGGAAGAGGCUCCCAAGGAUGCCUCCAUGGAGGACGAGGAGGACGAAGAAGAGAAAGAGGCUGCAGGUGGAGAUGAUGCAGAGGCAAAGGAAGAGAAGAGUGUGGCAUCGGGAGGAGAAGAGGAGCAGGAAGAGAAGGAAGACAGAGAUGCUGCUGAAGGGAAAAAGGAGGAGGAAGAAGAGGACGAACCCCUUAAGCCUCGCCCCUUCCACAAGACCUGCUCCAUUUUCCUCCGCAACCUUGCACCGACGAUAACGAAGGUUGAAGUCGAAGCCAUGUGCAAGCGGUACCCAGGCUUCCUACGCGUGGCCAUUGCAGACCCGCAGCCCGAGCGGCGUUUCUUCCGCCGCGGCUGGGUCACCUUCGAGCGGACCGUCAACAUAAAGGAGAUAUGCUGGAACCUCAACAACAUACGGCUGCGGGACUGUGAACUUGGUGCCAUAGUGAACCGGGACUUGAGCCGGAGAAUACGAUCUGUGAAUGGCAUUGCCUCGCACAAGACCGUGGUGCGGUCUGAUAUCAAGUUGUCCGCACGCAUCAUUCAGAACCUGGAUAGCCAACGAGGACUUUGGGAUGGUGCGGGGAAAGAUUCCAAUGCAAAGGAUGACAAGGAACAAGUUCUCAUGAGCUUUGGAGGUACUUCCAAGAAUCCGCUUCUGAAGAACAUUACGGACUACCUCAUUGAAGAAGCAUCUGCUGAAGAAGAAGAGCUGCUCGGAGGCGUCACGGACCAAGAGGAACAGAGAGAAGCCGACGAUGCCGGUGCCACGUUAGACAAAGAUGACACCCUCAUAAAGGUCCUCGAUCGCCUCCUGCUGUACCUGCGAGUGGUGCAUUCGGUGGACUACUACAACCACAGUGAAUACGCCAGCGAGGAUGAGAUGCCCAAUCGCUGCGGAAUCAUGCACGCACGUGGUUCACCACCUUCCAGCAAGGUGACUCCUCAGGAAAUUUCCGACUACAUCAGCCACUUUGAGACAAAGAUUGCAUCCUUCCUGCAACCCUGCACGAAGCUGAGCACUGAAGAGGCAACCAGGCUGGGCAGGAAAGACCCAGAAUCAGAAGUGGAAAAAUUUGUCACAGCCAACACACAGGAACUCGCCAAGGACAAGUGGCUGUGUCCACUCUCUGGGAAAAAAUUCAAGGGACCAGAGUUCGUUAGGAAACACAUCUACAACAAGCAUGCUGAGAAGGUGGAUGAAGUGAGGAAAGAGGUGGCGUAUUUUAACAACUACCUGAUGGACGCUAAGCGACCUCAGCUCCCGGAGCAUCCAGCCAAUCGCGGAGGAGGCAUGCGAGGUCCAGACCAUGGUGGAAUGAUGGCUCCAUUUCAUGGCGGCUUCCCCCCGCCUCCUCCUUUUGGGUUCGGUCGUGGCCAUGGACCUGGCUUUCCAGGGUUUGGAGGCCGUAACUUCCCUGACAUGUACAGAGGAGGUUUCAAACGCAACAAUUAUGGACGCAGAAGUCCACGUGGAGAACCCAGAAAACUCGUCACCUACAGAGACCUAGACGCGCCGAAUGACGUGGACUUUGCAUAGAUUUAACCCUGUGACGCCCUCCCCUCCCCCGAGUCACCUAUAGGAGGAAGUAAUGCAGCGGGUCGCGUGCAUGACUUCACGAGUUCCAAAUUAAAAUCCCGCAGGGCUAAGAGAACGUCGCACCACUCACGUGUGUGGCAAAAACUUUUAUUGUCGUUCACGCCUGCAGAGUUGCUGCUGCGUGACACAGAAAAACGGGUUUAACAACAGUGACGGGAUGACUUAGGAAUCGUUUGUUUGCUAAAUGCACAUUCCGUCCUGACUGAUUCAUUGUUGGUAGUGGCCAGAUGUACAAGACGACAUGGCUGUUGGGGUGUUUGUGCUUCCAUUCCCCUCCUGAGUGUUUGGUGGUUUCCUUGAGGGGGGGAGGAAAUGUGUUUGGAAGGGAAAGUGGGUGAGCCAUCAGACAUGCUGCCACGGGUGGUAGUACAUGCUCUUGUUUUUUCAUCUCCCGUCAGAGAAAUAAAUUCGUUUUAGUUGCA